UCAAAUUUUAAAAGACCAACUUCAGCUGGACCUUGAGUUCAGUUUACAAUAUGAGGACCCUGAUUUUAAUAAUCAGCUGACUUCCUUGGAUGAUAUAAAUGAGUUGCCUCAAAAGGCAGUGGUCCAUAUCCUGCCAGUGGAAUCAGAGGGCUCCACUACAUCUACUGAAAUUCUAUCAGAUGUGUCGAAUUCUGAACGUUCUAAGAUGUGGCCUCGUGGUGAUUUUCCAAUUCCACAGUUUUCCUAUGAUGUUGAGCUAAGACUUAGACAAGGAAAUGAUGAAUUUGAGAAGAGCGGAAAGGGUGUAAAGUUGACAAGAGACCAAAAGCAUGACAUUUUGGAGAAACUUGGCUCAACUAUGUAUGAUUUUAAGGCAUACCCAGAUGACAAACAGAUAGGAAAAGUAGCAGAGGCCCUGGUCACAAAGCAUCCUUGUUUGAAAGAGCAAGGCUCUGACACUGGUUGGAAUGGGUGGAAAACCAGUUUAAAGUUCAAGAUGGGCAACUUGAGAAACAAAAUGAGGAAAAUUGGAUGUCUUGAGGUAGCUGUUAAUGCUGGGAAAAGAAGCCAAGGCCAUCCUGAGAAUGAACCAUCACAUUCUAAAAUCAAGAAACCAAGACGUUCUGAGGUUAAUUAUUUGCCAAACUUUCCUCAAGGUGAGGAUGAGACAUCUCUUGAAACAGUUAGACAGGAAAUUGCUGUUGAAGUCCAGAAGACAGAAAAAAAUACUAGUCUCAUCCACAAGAACAUGGAGAAAACGUUUGCUCUGCGACGACAGAACAUUGUUAGCGGAAGCCCAUCUGUGAAUGAGUUUCUGAAUCUCUGGCCUGCACUGCGUAUGACAUCUGAGCUGUUUGCAGAGUACCAACGUGUUAAAAAUGAGAAUUUGCCCAACAAAUUCUAUGCACAACUGGACUACCUCCUACCUCGGUUGAUGACCAUUUUAAGGCAAAAAGCAUCCAAGACGGGCAAGACAGCAGAUACCCUGGCUAAUCUUUUGAAAGUUCAUGAUGAGCAGUGUGACAUCAUCGACAUCAAGAGGGAGUGGAUCCUGAGGAGCCUUGUGAUCUACUUCAAUGAGGAUCCAGACUGCAAGCUGUUUAACAGUUAUGAUGAAGGAUCUACAACCAUGGGAAAGCAGGUUCUCUCUUUACAGAUGAACCGAUCAGUCCCUCGCAGUGAUGAGAGCACACCAUCAGAGGAAGAUACCAAAAUGAGCAAGAAGCCAACUGAACAGAUCGGGAGUAUUGUAUCUGAAUCCAGGCCUUCUAAGAGUGACCAAUGCAUCGACUGCAACAGUGACCCUGCAUUCACAGCUUCUGACAAGAUGGAGAACCAUUCUCAGAUGAACCGAGCAGUCCCUCGCAGUGGUGAGACCCCGCCCUCAGAGGAAGAGACACGCCCUCCUACCAAGCCAACUGAACAGGAGAGUGUGUACACAACCACUCUAGAUCGUGUUCCUUCUGAGAACUACAACCCGACUUAA
Messenger RNA from Clarias gariepinus (North African catfish), 1486 nucleotides. RefSeq lists its product as uncharacterized. The transcript is spliced from 7 exons. The record is from RefSeq and is a predicted model, not a curated record. The coding region runs from base 206 to 1486 and encodes 426 amino acids. NCBI's taxonomy places the organism in Eukaryota, Metazoa, Chordata, Actinopteri, Siluriformes, Clariidae.